This is a messenger RNA of Frankliniella occidentalis (western flower thrips), 700 nucleotides long. Its product is annotated as ubiquitin-conjugating enzyme E2 D3-like. The record is from RefSeq and is a predicted model, not a curated record. The coding region runs from base 117 to 608 and encodes 163 amino acids. Gene Ontology annotation, biological process: protein polyubiquitination. Gene Ontology annotation, molecular function: ubiquitin conjugating enzyme activity. The transcript has 5 exons. Gene Ontology annotation, cellular component: nucleus. Lineage: Eukaryota; Metazoa; Arthropoda; Insecta; Thysanoptera; Thripidae.
CGCCCAGCUCAGUCCCUCAGUCAGUCGGUCCCGAGUCUUUGUUCCGGACGCAGUGCACAACACCCGCAUCUCGCUCGAGUCAAUCUCGCAUCAACCACCAAACGGCGACUUCCAAAAUGGUCCGAGCAGAUGAUAGGUUGAAGGCUGAGAUGAAGGAGAUGGCGAGGUCUCCACUGCCGUACGCACACGCGUGUCCUAGGGCCGACAACAUUCGGAAGUGGGAUGGGGUCAUUGAAGGCCCCGUGGACUCACCCUACGAGGGGGGUAAAUUCAAUUUUACCAUGUACUUUUACUACGACUACCCAUUUUCCCCUCCAAAGGUAAUCUUUAAGACAAGGAUUUAUCAUUGCAAUUUCAAUAAACUUGGCAAUGUGUGCCUAGACACCUUGAAGUUGCCCGAGGACGGAGGGUCCUGGACAAGUGGCAUGACCAUUUCGAGUGUGCUAAUAAGCCUUCACCAGCUCAUAGGGGAAGCAAAUGAAGCUGAUCCUCUGACACUUUCAAUUGCGAAAGUAUUGAGAAAAAGUAGGGAUGAGAAAACAGACGAGCACGAUGCGAUUGCAAGGCUGUGGACAAAACGAUUUGCCAUGCCCGAACCUCACUCCUAAUUUAUCAUCAAGUACAUUAAAACGGUUUGAGUCCGGCAUCAGUUAAAAAUGGUUUUGAGUUACUGCACUGGUGUGCCUUCAUAAAUAAUGCA